Phyllotreta striolata is the source of this 1072-nucleotide messenger RNA. NCBI's taxonomy places the organism in Eukaryota, Metazoa, Arthropoda, Insecta, Coleoptera, Chrysomelidae. The record is from the annotation of a GenBank genome assembly.
UCAGAAAAUUACUCUUCUUUUCAUACCAUCCACAUCACUACAUGACACUCAGAAACGUCCUAAAUCAUCUCUUCCCGAAAAAAUGUAAUCCCGGCAAAAAUUCGGCAUGAGUUCGCAGAAAAGCUCCGCGCAGAAGGUGGUCAUCCCCAAGGGGAUGAUCGACCCCACCGAAACAACCAUCAUCGAAAUUCCCAGUUCCAUGAGAAAGAGGAACGUCGUCGUCGUCAAAAAAACCGAAAAUCUAUCUUCAGUCAGCUCUAAAAAAGGGAGCCGCUCCAGGAAAACCCAUCGCGCCACCACCACGAGGCACUUCAAUAGAAAAACGGACGACAUGCUCCUGCAGAACCAAAACGCUGGAUCCUCGCAGUCUCCAGGCGGAUCUUAUCACAUGUUGCCCAAACACCCGGGACUCUCGCACGCCUCUUUCGCCGAUUUCGCCGACGACCACCAGCUUGACCAGCUGCUGGAGGACCUGGACAGGUACUAUUGCACCCAGAAGCAGAUGCUCAUCAAUGCGAAGCUGAGUCGAACCUCCACUUGUCCUUGUCCUCCGAACACAAAAUUUACUCAAACCGACGUUACGAUUGAUAACAGCAAAUAUGAAAGCUUCAAAAAGGGAAUAUGUCCUACUAAAACGAGCGAACCUAUAGCAACACAGCUCAGCGUAAGCGCGCCGCAAUCUCAGUAUUCAAUGAAAAUGGAUUCGGGCGCGGAUAAAUCCUGCAGCUCCUGGAAUUCCGCACCUGUCCUUAAACCGCACUCCAGCUGCUCCUGCAGCAGCUCCCACGGAAAACUGUGCAAAACCACCAAUCAAAGUGGCCCUCACUCUCAACCGUUGCUAUCUGGACAACAUUUGGACUCUACCAGCAAAAUGGCCUGUUGUUCUAAACCUGAGCAACAAAAUUUCACAAUCAAAAGUUCCCCUUCCAAGCAAAGCAGUUGCGCCAUAUUGACUCCGUGCGAUUUGGAAUUGAUCAGAAGGCAGUUCGAAGAAGCCUCGAGGAAGCUGCAAGACAUACUCAGUUCGCAGAAGAACGACCCGUCUUUGCUGAAAAAGAAGAAGCGUUAUUAA